Molecule: messenger RNA, 1290 nt
Organism: Oryctolagus cuniculus (rabbit)
Lineage: Eukaryota; Metazoa; Chordata; Mammalia; Lagomorpha; Leporidae
Gene: GJB7
Product: gap junction protein beta 7
Biological process (GO): cell-cell signaling
Cellular component (GO): connexin complex
Molecular function (GO): gap junction channel activity
Source: RefSeq, a predicted model, not a curated record
GAGUUUUUGAUAAAACCUUGGAAAAUCAUUUGAAGAGAUGAAGCUCUCCUAUUGUUCUCGCUUCUUUGUGUGGAUGAUGAAAAGGUUUAUAAAUAGGAGUAGUCAACGAACUGCGUGUACAUGAAUGACUGAAUUCUUAUCUCCAGCUUCAGUUCUCUUUCAACGUAUACUGUAAACAGCAGACACCCAAGAAUCCUCAUCUAAGUUUUGAGCCAAGCAAAAGAUCAAGUUACACCUGUUUUGCUUACACCACCUUGGAAACCACUAGACUCCAUUUUCCUGGGCUUCAAGCAAUAGUUUGCCCUCGCAGACAUAAUAAUCAAGUCACUAACCACCUGGAUCUCUUAAUCUCCAUAUCUGUGUCAAGAGGGAGUUCAAGACUUCGCAGGUGUCAACAAGCACAGCAGGCCUCAGGGUUAAAAGCAGCCCAGGAGAAGAAGUCCUCUUCCUUAUAAGAGUCUUGCCUUCUUUUGAGACUAAGCCAUGAGUUGGAUGUUCCUCAGAGACCUUCUAAGUGGAGUAAAUAAAUACUCAACUGGGACUGGGAGGCUAUGGCUGGCUGUUGUGUUCAUCUUCCGUUUGCUGGUCUACAUAGUAGCAGCAGAGCACGUCUGGAAAGAUGAGCGGAGAGAAUUUGAAUGCAACGUUAGACAGCCUGGUUGUGAAACUGUGUGUUUUGACCACUUCUUCCCCAUAUCCCAGGUUAGACUUUGGGCCUUACAGCUAAUUAUGGUCUCCACGCCUUCUCUUCUCGUAGUUCUACAUGUAGCCUAUCGUGAGGGGAGGGAGAAAAGGCACAGAAAGAAACUCUAUGUGAGCCCAGGUAUGAUGGAUGGAGGCCUAUGGUAUACUUACAUUAUCAGCCUCAUUGUUAAAACUGGCUUUGAAAUUGGCUUCCUUGUUUUAUUUUAUAAGCUCUAUGAUGGAUUUCGUGUUCCUUACCUUUUGAAGUGUGAUUUGCAGCCUUGUCCUAACACUGUGGACUGUUUCAUCUCCAGACCCACAGAGAAAACAAUCUUCAUCCUUUUCUUGAUCAUCACCUCCUGCUUGUGCAUGGUGUUGAAUUUCAUUGAACUGAGCUUUUUAGUUCUCAAGUGCUUUAUUAAGUGCUGCCUCAAGAGAGAUUCUAAAAACCUCAGGUGCUCAGGAUGUGAGUGUCACAACUUCAGGUGUGUUGGAAGUAAUAAGAUGGGGAUCCCUGCUCUACUCCAGAAUCACCAUUCAGGCUUGACCACAGGCACACCCCAACAACCUGAAGCAAAGCUACUUUGUGACACACAAGUGGGUUAA